This is a messenger RNA of Oryza sativa Japonica Group (Japanese rice), 2610 nucleotides long. RefSeq names its product probable thimet oligopeptidase. Gene Ontology annotation, molecular function: metalloendopeptidase activity. NCBI's taxonomy places the organism in Eukaryota, Viridiplantae, Streptophyta, Magnoliopsida, Poales, Poaceae. Gene Ontology annotation, biological process: peptide metabolic process; proteolysis. The record is from RefSeq and is a predicted model, not a curated record.
GAUCUCGCAUAUCAUCGUCACCUCCGCUCGCUUAGCUCUAGCUCUCAGCCGCCCGCUGCUCCAGCUGCUCUUCCGUUUUUUUUCCCCUCUCUCUCCUCUUCGCCGCCCGCGGCGCGCCUUCCAGAACCUUCCAGAAGCUUCCUCCCGCCCCGAUGUCUCUCCGGAGGCGGGAGCGCCGGGUCAUCGCCGCGGCCGGCGCGGCGGCGCUCGUCGCCGUCGGCCUCAACCUCGCCUUCUCCGCCGUCGCCGCCCACCGCCGCAGGAAGCGGCGAGAGCUCCCAGGGUUUACUGCGCAAGUCAACCUCUCAGCUGCUGACAUCAAGAGAUUAGCUGAUCGCGUCGUUUCUAAGUCGAAGGAAACAUACGACGCUGUGGCUGCGGUUCCCCUAGAUAAAGUCAGCUUCUCUAAUGUCAUUGCACCUCUGGCGGAAUUAGAUGCUCAGCAGUUCCCACUGGUUCAAGCCUGUGUGCUUCCUAGAAUGGUCUCACCGUCUGAUGAUGUACGAAGGGCCAGUGCAGAAGCAGAGAAACGAUUGGAUUCUCACUUCCAGCAGUGCAGGCAGCGUGAAGAUGUGUAUCGUGUCAUAAAGGCAUUCACACAGAAAGGUGAAAGAAUAGGCCUUGAAGCAACAAGAUUUGUCCAGUGCAUGGUAAGAGAGUUUGAACGCAAUGGUGCUAAACUAACUCAAAGCAAGAAAACGGAGAUGGAGAAACUGAAAUCUCACAUUGAUGACUUAAGUUUGAAGUAUAUUCAAAGCUUAAAUGAUUCCACAAAAUUUCUUCUAUUGAACGAGGAAGACCUGGCUGGGAUGCCACUAGAGUUCUUAAAGGAACUGGAAAAUACAAAUGGGAAGUGGAAGGUUCUGCUGACCAGUUAUCAUGUUACUCCAAUUCUUGAGCAUUGCAAGGUUGGCUCUACCAGGAAACUGAUUGCUGUUGCUUAUGGCCAGAAAGGUGGAAAAGAGAAUAUAGCCAUCCUGGAAAAAUUGGUCCAGCUAAGACACCGGCUUGCUAGAUUGCUGGGGUAUCCCAAUUAUGCUGAUUAUGCUAUUGAACCUAGAAUGCCGAGGACGUCAAGGAAGGUCUUGGAGUUUUUGGAGGAGAUGUCAGAACAAUUAAAUGGCCUAGCUAAUAGGGAGCUCAGCGUACUCAAAGAUCUGAAGAUGGAGGAGGAGGGUGAUGCUCAAUUUAGCGUGGAAGACCUGUUAUACUACAUGAAAAGAGCUGAGGAGCUCAAGGUUGAUCUUGAUAUUGGUGAAAUUAAACAAUUUUUCCCUGUUGACCUGGUCAUAUCAGGAAUAUUGAAGAUGUUUCAAGAUCUGUUUGCACUGCGAUUUGAGGAAAUGAAGGAUGCUGAGACUUGGCACGAUACAGUUCGUCUCUUUUCUGUCUGGGAUGCAAGUUCAAGUGAUCUUUUGGGUUACUUUUUUCUGGAUAUCUUUUCCAGGGAAGGAAAAUAUGCACAUACCUGCGUCGUGGCACUUCAGAAUAGAUGCCUGUGUUCUAAUGGCACAAGAAAGGUUCCAGUUGCAGUUCUAUUGUCUCAAUGCCCGAAAGAGUUUGAUGGGAAUUCAGCACUGCUGAGGUUCCCAGAAGUUGUAAGGAUAUUCCAUGAAUUCAGUCAUGUGGUCCAUCAUAUCUCCAACAGAGCCACCUUUUCUAGAUUUUCGGGUCUUCAACUGGAGGGGGAUUUUGCUGAAAUUCCAAGUCUGUUACUUGAGAAUUGGUGCUAUGAGAACAUUUCUCUAAAAAUGAUGUCUGGCUUCCAUCAGGACAUUACGAAGUCUAUCACUAGUGAGGCUUGCCAAUCACUGAAAAGAAGGCGUGACAUAUUUGCUGGCCUGAAACUGAAACAAGAGAUCCUUUUGUGCCUUGUUGAUCAGAUAAUACAUACAGGCGAAAAUGUGAACAUUGAUGACUUAAUCAAGGAUCUUCAUCCAAAGGUAAUGCUAGGUAUACCUUUGUUGGAAGGGAAUAGCCCAGCUUCAUGUUUUCCACGUAUUGCUAUUGGCUAUGAUGCUGUGUGCUACAGUUACAUAUGGAGUGAGGUGUUUGCGGCUGAUCUGUUUGCAUCAAAAUUUAAAGACGACUUGCUAAAUCAGCAUGCGGGGUUGCGGUUUAGAAAUAAGGUAUUGGCUCCAGGAGGCUCGAAAAAUCCCCUUGAUAUCAUAUCUGACUACCUUGGACGAGAACCAUCAUUGCAAGCUUUCAUUCAGAGCCGAACGAGGAACAGUCUGUGAAAGAUCGUGUAACCCUUGAAGGUUUAAUUAGUGUUGAAUUAUUUUUUUUUCUCUGAGGGAAUAGUUAGUGCUGAGAUCUGAUUAUGAUCUGUUCGUUUGUUCAACCUUUUACUGCAACGAGAAUGCUUUUGCAGUGACAAGGUAUCUAGGAGCAGUCAUUUUUCUCACAUCGGAGCUGCCCUCAAGUUUCAGCCAUGUAGUGCAAUGUCCGUUUAUUGUACAAUUAGCAACUGGGAAAAGGGGGUGAAGUUAACUUCACUUCAUUGACGAUGCUGAAACUUGAAAAGAUCAUACGAGCAUACAUGUGUCAAAAGAACAUGCAUGUGGAUUAAACAAGAAGCUGGAAGACAUACGAAACUUAGGCCUGAAA